Molecule: messenger RNA, 1573 nt
Organism: Tripterygium wilfordii
Lineage: Eukaryota; Viridiplantae; Streptophyta; Magnoliopsida; Celastrales; Celastraceae
Product: putative expansin-A17
Exons: 3
Coding region: 609-1379 (256 amino acids)
Biological process (GO): plant-type cell wall organization
Cellular component (GO): extracellular region
Source: RefSeq, a predicted model, not a curated record
GUCAAUCAUUUCUCUUCAAACAAACUAAACGACCUUGUAAUAUUUUAUUGUAUGCUUGGCAAGUUGCACCUCAACUGGUACUAUUACGUACCACGGCCCUUGUUGACUUAGAGAACAAGUAAAAGAAAAUUCCUUUUGGAGUUGAAUUUACAUUAAACUCCAAUACCGUAGCUAUGAUAUUUGUGUGAUAUUAACUACCUAACAGAUCCUAGUAUACCAUGGUAUUACUUGUAAUGGGAAUAUGAAAGAAAGUAACCCACAAUGAUAUACAUAAAAACUAUAUCAAAACAUUGUCACUGAAACUUGUUCAAUUACUUUGGAGUUUGGAUAUUAGAUUACUUCUACUCUGUUGAGGAAUGCAUUACCAUCACAGACCAGAGGUAAGGUUAGUGAAACUAAAUGGAUGUUUUGGUCAUUUCAGGAUUAUGGAAUGAUUUGAGCCUGCAAGUUGUACAAAUCACUUUUGCAUAACAAAUUCAGUUCAUGAUUGAUAAUAAUAUAAUAUGAACCGACCAGACUUGUGUAAUGACCAUAAAUAGCCAAACAAUACGCCAUCUUCAUCACCAAAGUAGUUCAAUCGUUAAAGAGAGGGAAAAAAAAAACAGAGAAUGCAAAGUGUCUUUGCAUUUACAAGUGUUUUAGUGUUUACUUUUGUGCUUCUUUCUGCCAAACUUAGUCUCGUCUCAUCGGCCUGGCAGCAAGCCCAUGCAACCUUUUAUGGUGGUAGUGAUGCCUCCGGUACAAUGGGGGGUGCAUGUGGAUAUGGGAAUCUCUAUGGUGAUGGUUAUGGUACAGAAACUGCAGCAUUGAGCACUGCUUUGUUCAACGAUGGCAAAGCAUGUGGUGGGUGCUAUCAGAUAACUUGUGAUGCAGCCCAAGUGCCCCAAUGGUGUCUUAGGGGGAGGUACAUUACUAUCACAGCCACAAACUUCUGCCCACCGAAUUAUAAUCUUCCUAGCAAUAAUGGAGGUUGGUGCAAUCCUCCACGACCGCACUUUGACAUGUCUCAACCUGCAUUUCUAACUAUUGCCAAGUACAGGGCUGGAAUUGUACCAAUUCGCUAUAGAAAGGUUCCAUGCAACAGAAGUGGGGGCUUGAGAUUUACCAUAAAUGGAAGGAACUACUUUGAGCUGGUGCUAAUAUCAAAUGUAGGUGGAGCUGGCGAGAUUGCUAAAGUAUGGAUCAAAGGGUCCAGAAUGAGUAACUGGGAAGUAAUGUCAAGGAACUGGGGUACUAACUGGCAAAGCUUAAGCUAUCUCAAUGGGCAGAGCCUGUCAUUCAGAGUACAAACCAGUAAUGGAAGCAUUCGCACAGCUCUCAAUGUGGUGCCAGCCAAUUGGCAAUUUGGCCAGUCUUUCAAAAGCAACGUCCAAUUCUAGAUCAAUGAUGCUGAACUUGUGUCCAUUUCUCAUACCUAAUUUUCUACCAUGUUUUUGUGAUUUGUUUUCAAUUCCUGAUACUGUAUUUCAGGAUGUGUUUGUUACCUUGGUCGUGGCUAGUCAUCUCACCAUGACAGCCCACGAAGGUAUCAAAUGGAACAUAAACCAGAAGAGCCAAAAUAUUUGCAGCUCUA